This is a messenger RNA of Aphanomyces astaci, 1098 nucleotides long. RefSeq lists its product as hypothetical. The coding region runs from base 1 to 1098 and encodes 365 amino acids. Lineage: Eukaryota; Oomycota; Saprolegniomycetes; Saprolegniales; Verrucalvaceae. The record is from RefSeq and is a predicted model, not a curated record. The transcript is spliced from 3 exons.
AUGACCAAGUGGAGUAUGACGCUGUCACAGCCCUUCAAUUUCCGGGCAUCCGCAGCCUACACGACGAUGGCCAGCCGAUCAUGCUUCAACGCUGACGAUAUCGCUGAAGUGGAGAGCCACUUUGCCGAUGCCAAAGUCCGAGGACUUCUUCCCUUACGUGACCUCUGGAGUGACAACCCCACAUCCACCUUCUUCCACCCGCAGGCCACCAGUGCUGCCACGCUUGUGGAUACCAAAGUCCACAUUGGUCGUCUCCCACCACUUAUAACUACCAAAUACAUCCUUGCCGCGCUCCGCGGCUCACGCCUCCUCACCCCAGUCGUCGACAUCACAGGCGACGUCUAUGCCACCCUAAUGUUCGACACCUCGGCUCCCAUGGCCUUUCUCUGGUCCACCUCUGGCCCCCAUGGCGACACCAGACUCUAUAUCCGUGACAUUGCCGUCCACCUGCACAUCCUCACUGGUCGCCCCCGCCCGUCUGCUACACGGGACAAAGCAGCAAAUCCCAACACACAUCCAACGCUCACAGAGACAUACGCAGCACGUGCGCGCGCAGUACCAGUAGACACCGCCGCGCGGGACAAUUCUCCCGCUCCGCCUCCCAACACUCCACCCCAGAGAACCACCCACCACAGGCCCGGCAACUCCCCCUCCAACGCCACACGGCUCAGGUCCACGGACCCAACACAGAUCUUAGUCUAUACCUCCCACGUGAGCUCUCCACAUAUGUGGACCAACAGCAUCGUAUCGGCCACGACCCCACUCCGACAGGAGGUUGAGUCCCUCUGGGCCACCAAAGAAGCCCUCACCGCACUUGUCUCCGCCUCUAGCGCUGCCUUCACUACACUGGAUGCGCGCCUCCUCGAGGAACGACGCCUACGUGAAACCGCGGAACUCCUCCAGGCGGAAGGCAACCGCUUACCUACCGAGGCACACAUCCGACUAAACGCCGCAGUCGCACAACACGAGUCCCAACAGGCUGCCUUAGCCGCAAGUCUCCCCUACCUCGAAUCCAGCGUCCACACACUCCUGCAAGCCAUGCAAGGCCCCGACGAUAAUAUGGGCACCGAGCCGGACGAUCACAUGGCGUCAAACUAA